Messenger RNA from Pistacia vera, 645 nucleotides. RefSeq names its product protein BIC1-like. Gene Ontology annotation, biological process: blue light signaling pathway. The transcript has 2 exons. The record is from RefSeq and is a predicted model, not a curated record. Lineage: Eukaryota; Viridiplantae; Streptophyta; Magnoliopsida; Sapindales; Anacardiaceae. The coding region runs from base 58 to 615 and encodes 185 amino acids.
CUCCCUCCCUCCCUCCAUCUCCUCUCUUUUCCUUCAAUUUACAUUACUUUCUUUCAUAUGAAUAAACAACGCACCAAAAUGACUCACCAUCCUGGUGAUUCUUCCCCUCCACUUGCAUCAGAAUCCAACAAAACUCAUCAAUAUUCCAUCCACGCACAAACCUCAGUGCAUGAAGAAUCUGAAGCUCAAGCUCAAGUUUCGGCAUUACAAGAUAUGUGUUCCACUGCAAUAGUUGGAGUUAAGAACGAAGGAGAAAGUAGUAGUCUUGAUGGGGAUUUAUCAGAAGAUAAUGGACGUGAGAGAUUGAAGAGACAUAGAAUUGAAGUGGCUGGACACGUAUGGAUACCUGAUAUAUGGGGUCAAGAAGAGAUGCUAAAAGAUUGGGUUGAUUGUGUUGCUUUUGAUGCUUCUUUAGUUUCUACUACAAUUAUGUCAGCUCGUUCAGCUUUGGCUCAAGAAGGAAGAAGAUCGAAUUCUGGUGGAUUGAGAAUAGAAAACAGCCCGUUUCGAGCAAGUGCAAAGAAGAACACAAACUUUAACAAGCAAAUUGUUAGAAUCAUUGAAAUUGAUGUUGGCAAUUCUAUGCUUAGAGGUAUGGUCAUGAAAGUUUUGUAGAAUUCAAGACCGCCCCUACCAAGAAACCAG